Protopolystoma xenopodis is the source of this 645-nucleotide messenger RNA. Lineage: Eukaryota; Metazoa; Platyhelminthes; Monogenea; Polystomatidea; Polystomatidae. The record is from the annotation of a GenBank genome assembly.
CAACCGCUAGUCAUUGGUCUCGUAUACGUGGCUUUCAGCCUCAGUUGCAAAUGUCUGCCAUUUGUCUCGGAUGUGGGUGGUGGACACUUGCUUGGGCAGGCCAGUUACGGGCUGUUUCGCUGCUUCAUCGUGCCUCAUGCGUUGCCAACAGGGCAAGUCUUUGUUUUUGUUAACCAGACAACAUGGUUGGAUUGGCGAAACUUAAGAGGAUUCGAUCACCCCCCCCAAUCUAGUGGCCAGUACUGCUCGCCCAACAACCGGUUGGGCUCAUUAGCUCGCACUUCGAGUGCAGAAGGGUCGGGGCUGUCAGUUGCCGACGCAAGAAACCGAUCUGUCCAGACGCCUCUUGAACUGCCGAAACUCGACCAACCUGACCGGCUUCGGAAGUGUGCGGUUCCAGAUUUAGACCCUGCCUCGCGGAGAGGGCGAGGAGUGGGGCAGGAGGGCGAGGAAAGGGUGAAAAUGCAGAAAAAACAGGCUCAUUACGGGUCGGGGAUAGGACCGACAGACAGGCGGUCACAUGUAAAUACAUGUUGCCUCUCGCUGGAUCACGGCAACCACGAUUGCCUGUCGGCGGCCGGUACAGGCGGUUCGCACGCUCACUUGUCAGAAUGUCAGCGUCUGGUGAAGCAGUGGCAGACUUGA